Heterobasidion irregulare TC 32-1 is the source of this 1569-nucleotide messenger RNA. RefSeq lists its product as uncharacterized. NCBI's taxonomy places the organism in Eukaryota, Fungi, Basidiomycota, Agaricomycetes, Russulales, Bondarzewiaceae. The transcript is spliced from 4 exons. The coding region runs from base 343 to 1431 and encodes 362 amino acids. The record is from RefSeq and is a predicted model, not a curated record.
GUGUGUCGUGUUUGGCGUCUCCUCAUCACCGAGGUACCCGAUCUUCAGUACAAGUUUGAGCUUAGUCUGAGCGGCCUCGAUGAAGCCCUCUUUCCAAAUUCCGUUGCCUUACUGGACCGGCCCCCUUUUCUCCGGAAGUAUCAACAAGCUUGGAUAAAUCUAGAGUGUACGAUCCACACCUCUCUACCUAGAGUAGACUUCCAUGAGUGGUCCGACAAUAUUAUCUUCCACCAUGGGAUACUUGCCUAUUUGAAUGGAUCAUCGAGCGUUGUACAUCUCACUCAGCUUCCUUCACCUCUUCUCGGUAUCGAACAUGGAGACUGGGACGUGCAUCUACCUGUCAUGUCUCCGUCUCUGGUUGGGUUUCAAAUUGAUCCUUUCCAAGACUUGCUCAUCGCGGUGUUUAUGAACACAUGUCCUGGUGACCCAGGCCAUUCAUCUUGUCAAGUGCGCCCACUCUCGAUGACCGGCGGCAAACACUCGUCAGGGGCUUCCGAAUCUAGCUGCACUCUGCUAGGAGAUUAUGAAGAAGAAUCUAUAAUCCACAUCAAUGGCGAUCUCGUCACAAUUCUCGUACAAGGGCUGUCUGUUCACCAGGUGAUAAUUGUAUGGGAUUGGAAGGCAGCAAAACUAAAAACGCAACUUCAUUUCACGCAAGUCUUGAUAUUCGACCUUGCAUUCUUGUCCGACUACCUUUUGUGUGUACUCGAGGAUCGCUUCAUUUCGGGAACUACUAAGCAAGCAGCGCUCCUUGUUUAUGACGUCAAGUCAACGACUGCGGAGAUAGUUCUGCAUGAUUCGAAUUUCGUCGCUGCUUUCUUAUUACCUGACUGCAGUGAUGACGUCGAUAUAGAACAUAUUUCAUUGCAGGUGGAUCUUGUUCCGCAGUCAUCCAGCGGUGGAUUAGCUGCGAUCUCCCUCUUCGGACGCUAUACAGGGAAUGGAGAUGGUCCUGCAUUCAGGACACUGGACAUAUUUGUCCAUUCGUCGUUUCUUGUUAGGUGUUCGGAAGCGAGCUACGACCGGCGUCGUAUAAUACCGUGGUCUGAAUGGGGUCCAUUCAAUACGCACGCAGUCUCCACCACAUCCUCGGAUUAUAUUGAAGAGCAGCCAAUCAGUCUGUCGGGUUUGCGCGCUUCCGCUCGUUCGACGUCGGAAUCUAUCGUUCGCGUGUACGACUUCGAUCCCCUGCGAAUAGGGCGUUCACGGGGUGAGGAAGAAAUCAUGAUCAGUGACUCCUGCCAUGUACCUCCAGGCACUUGGAACAAGGACGGGAUCUCUACGCAUCUUCCAUGCUUGGUGUCGGAGGUAGAACUACCGACGACGCUGAGAUGGUGGAAUCCAAAAUAUGGCAUGAUCUGCGAGCUUGGGUUGUUCUCAGCCAUCGAUGAUCCGUCUGCUGAUGUUGGAUUUGGAUGGUUCGGAAUCUAAGUUUGGAAGAGGACACCCAAUCGAAUGCAAGUAUGUUGACGACGGGCAUAUUGAAAACCUAGGCUGUGUACAAAAUCUGGUGCAUCAGAUAGUAUCUGCGCCACUAUGCAGUGCAUGUGUAUGAACUCACUUGCUCCG